CGCAGCCGCAGGGACCGGCGGACGCAGCAAAGGCGGCGUGCGCUGCGGGCCGGAAGUUCCCUCAGAAAAACCACGCAUCUCCCCAGCCCACCAUGGCAGACGAAAUUGAUUUCACUACCGGAGAUGCGGGGGCUUCCAGCACAUACCCUAUGCAGUGCUCAGCCCUGCGCAAAAACGGCUUCGUGGUGCUCAAAGGACGACCCUGCAAAAUCGUGGAGAUGUCAACUUCCAAGACUGGAAAGCAUGGUCAUGCCAAGGUACACCUUGUUGGAAUUGAUAUUUUCACUGGCAAAAAAUAUGAAGAUAUUUGCCCUUCUACUCACAACAUGGAUGUUCCAAAUAUUAAGAGAAAUGAUUAUCAACUCAUAUGCAUUCAGGAUGGGUACCUCUCCCUGCUGACAGAAACCGGUGAAGUCCGUGAGGACCUUAAGCUGCCAGAAGGUGAACUGGGCAAAGAAAUAGAAGGAAAAUACAAUGCAGGUGAAGACGUGCAGGUGUCUGUCAUGUGUGCUAUGAGUGAAGAAUAUGCUGUAGCCAUAAAGCCCUGCAAAUAGGACCAUCAGCACAAGCAAGUCCAUUAGAUCUGGAUCUAGUUGUCCCAAAGCUAUGGCCUUCAUAAGCAACCUCAUGUUUUAUUUUUGUUAUGUUUUUCUUUUAAAAUCGUGCUGGCUUAGUUUUGCAGGCAGUUAGUAAUUUAAAAGAACAUAUCAAGAUGUAUAAUUUUAUAAGUAUCUUUUCCUAUAACUUUCCUGUGGUUUUCACUGUGUGACCAUAAGAAACAGAUACAACAGCUUUAGUAGAUGUCACUUGUCUGAGCAAAUCACUCCUGAACUUAAGUGGUUAACAAACCAGGGUUUUAAAUCAACAAUGUAGCAUCUAGUGGAAUGGAAGUAUCAUGCAUUUUAAUUGAAUUGCUCUGUGCUGCUUUCAGAAUUAAUAUCUAGAAUUCAUAGAUUAUAAAAUGGAAUCAUCAAAGCUCCAUGCUCUUUGUGGCCAACACAGGUCCUGAAACUAAACUCCUGUUAUCAGAAAGUGUAUUAUCUUGGUGAUCAGGUGUCCCAUGUAUUUCCUUCAUCGUGUUUUUCUUUGCCCAACUGGUGGCAGAGCUACAUGGUUUUGGUACCUGUUGUGAUUCACAGAGGGAACUGAAUAAGUCUGAGCAAGUCAAACAAGUAGCAAAGAAGACACAAGGGCAGUGGCAAAGCAGGAGUUAAAACUGUAGGCUUUAUUUAAGACCUUUGUAUCAGCAUGCAAAGUAGAGGGAGCUCCGGUUAUAUUUUUUGCUUUGGGCUAUGUCCCUGACCUCUGCUCCAACACAGGAGGAGUGACCUUUGCCGGGGCUCUGCACUGCUCCCAGCCAUAACACCCAAAUGGUCAUGUUGGUAAUCUAGCCCUUCCAGCAAUUUUUAAGUAAUUUUUUUAUAUUAGUCUUUUAUUGGGAAUUUUUAAGUUGCUUUGGAAUUCUUGGCUUUAAAUUGAUUUGUUAAAUGUAUGUACACUUUUCUGACAUGGAAUAGAAGUAAACCAUAGAAGAAAUAUUACCUUAUUUUCAGUGUGUAUGUACUGUUUUAUUCUCUUGUGACUUACUGUUACUGAUGUGAAAUAUAACUAGGAGGGGAUUCUGUGAGCUGGAUUAUUUUACUGUGUUGUAGGUGAUGCUCCUCCACUUAUGUUUAGACUUUUGGAUUGUGUGUAGAUUGUACCCAAAAUCAUAGACAUAGUUGUGGGUUCGUGAGGAACUGACAAAAUCAUAAGUCACCGGACUGGAGUGCAGCUUAGAACAAAAUCCCUCUCAGUAACACCUUGAUUCUCUCAGGUCUCUUCUGUCAUGCCUAGACCCUCAAGUUCCUUUGUUCCCAUCUUAAAGAAAUGUACGACAAUGCAGCCAGUCUAAUCAGCAACUUGAAAUAGAUUAUAAAUGCAAGGUCCCAAGAUUUUAAUUGCUUAAUUUAUACGCAGUUUUAAAUCUUGUCUUGUCCUCCACAAACCAAUCCAGAAAAGAAGCAAGACACUGUAAGAGAAGUGCCAGG
Molecule: messenger RNA, 2030 nt
Organism: Psammomys obesus (fat sand rat)
Lineage: Eukaryota; Metazoa; Chordata; Mammalia; Rodentia; Muridae
Gene: Eif5a2
Product: eukaryotic translation initiation factor 5A2
Exons: 5
Coding region: 93-554 (153 amino acids)
Biological process (GO): positive regulation of translational termination; positive regulation of translational elongation
Molecular function (GO): RNA binding; translation elongation factor activity; ribosome binding
Source: RefSeq, a predicted model, not a curated record